UUGUGACGUCAUUAAUCCGUCAGGGCGAUAGAGUGGAAAGAAAUCCCGGAAGUGAAGCAGGAAAGUUGAACGGCGGCAGGACGAGAGAAGUUUAUUUUGUUUUGCUGUGUAGUUUUUCCUGCAGUUGAGGUGCAGAUUAUUACGGAGUUCACUUCCGGAUUAGUGCAAAUCUGGAGUUCCUGGACUUUGUUCCGUGUGAAAUCUGUAGAAGACUCCUCCAUGUCCUGAGUGGGUGUGGGUGAAAAUAGUGAACUCUGCUAUGGGAUGCUGUGGGAGUACAGGGAAAACUCAGGAGUGGAAGCCUUUAGAGGAUCGAAAAUGCACAGACAUCCCCUGGCUCAUCCUCUUCACCUUAUUCAACAUCGGAAUGCUCUUCAUUUGCGGCUUUGCCAUAUCGACCGGCGCGGCCUCCAGACUCAUCUCAGGAUACGACAGCUAUGGCAACAUCUGCGGCCAGAGGAACACCGAAAUUCCCGGGAUCGAACUCAGCGGCCGGGACCAAACAUCAAAUAAGUACGUGUUUUUUCUCGACCCCUGUAACCUUGACAUCGUGGAGAGGAAAAUCAGAUCUGUUGCUCUGUGCGUCUCCAAAUGUCCAGAAACACAACUCCAGACUUAUGAUGACCUCAAAAAGUUUUCAGAGACCAACAGAUCUAAUUUGUGUUCCUAUGAGCUCAGUCCGGAGAGAUACCCAGACGAUCCGAACCGAGCCACGAAAUGCCCCAAACUUCCGGUUCCUUCCAGUAAGUCUUUCCCGAUCUUCCACCGCUGUGCGCCGGCUGACAUCUCCUGCUUCUCCAGGUUUGCCGAGGCUCUCAUCACGUUUGUCAGCGACAACAGCGUUCUCCACAGGGUCAUCGCUGGGGUCAUGACCUCCAAGGAGAUAAUUAUGGGACUGUGUUUACUUUCUCUGGUUCUGUCCAUCAUUCUGAUGGGAGUGAUCCGCUUCAUCUCAGUAGUGCUCGUAUGGCUUCUCACUGCCGUCGUGGUGCUCGGUUCCUUAGGUGGGACUGGAGUUCUCUGGUGGCUUUAUGCGGACCACCGAAGGUCUACCAACACCACUCUACCUGCUAAUGAGCUCGCCGUGGCUAUGGAUAACCAGAAAGCUCUGCUUAUCUACGCUAUAGCAGCCACAGUCUUAACGGUGAUCCUGCUGCUGCUGCUGUUCUUCAUGAGGAAACGUGUUGCUCUGACCAUCGCGCUGUUCCGUGUGGCCAGUAAAGUGUUCGCUUCUCUUCCUCUGCUGGUCCUGCAGCCGUUCUGGUCCUUCCUCACGCUCAUGCUCUUCUGGGUUUACUGGAUCACCGUGCUGCUUCUUCUUGGCACUGCAGGAAGUCCAGUGAAGAAUAAUCAGACGGGGCUGGUGGAGUUCCAGAUGCACGGGCCGUUACAGUACAUGGUGUGGUACCAUGCUGUUGGUCUUGUCUGGAUCAGUGAGUUCAUCCUGGCCUGCCAGCAAAUGACGAUAGCAGGGGCGGUCGUUACAUAUUACUUCACCAGAGAUAAGUCCCAGCUUCCUCUGACGCCCAUCUUGUCUUCAGUGAUGCGUCUGAUGCGUUAUCACCUCGGCACGGUGGCUAAAGGAGCCUUCAUCAUCACGCUGGUGGAGAUCCCACGCCUCAUCCUCACCUACAUACACAGCCAGCUCAAAGGCAGCGAAAAUGCCUGCGCUCGCUGUAUGCUCAAAGCAUGUGUGUGCUGCCUCUGGUGCCUUGAGAAGUGCCUCAGUUACCUGAAUCAGAACGCCUAUAUCGCAACGGCGAUUAACAGCACCAGCUUCUGUACGUCUGCUCGAGACGCCUUCAUCCUCCUGGCUGAGAACGUGCUGCGUGUGGCCACCAUCAACUCUGUAGGAGACUUCGUCCUGUUUCUGGGAAAGGUUCUGAUCGUGUCGUGCACUGCGUUCGCGGGCGUACUGGCGCUGAAUUACCAGCGGGACUACACGGUAUGGGUUCUGCCGCUAAUCAUCGUGUGUGUGUUCGCCUUCCUGGUGGCUCACUGCUUCCUGUCUGUGUUCGAGAUGGUGGUGGACGUUCUCUUCCUCUGUUUCGCCAUUGACACAAAGUACAAUGACGGCAGCCCUGGAAGAGAAUUCUACAUGGACAAAGCACUCAUGGAGUUUGUGGACAGCAGCAGGAAGGCCGAGGCUGCGGGGAGGAAAGCAGAAGGCGGAGACAGCAGGGAGAUGAAACCCAUGACCACAGGAGGGACGUUGGCGUAAACUUCUUCAGGUGACUUAAUCAACACUCCAGGGAUGUUUCCUCGUUAUGUAGUUCGUUAAUAAAGGCAUAACUACAUAAUUAGGCACUGGUGCUAUGUAGAUGCAUGGAGACUGGCGUUUUUGUAAAAAUGGUUAGCAAUAAUACUUUGUCAGUUUAUACGUUUUUUUUUUUACACUUGCGUUCUUUUUAUAACUGUCAAUUACACCGCAUUUUAUUUUUACAUUUUUGAUCAGAUUUGUCUGUAUAUGAUAAGAGUUAAGUAGACAGAUCUACAGUGACAUUCCUCUGUAUAUCAGACUUAUUGUGAAGGUGUGAAGAGAAGAAUGAUGGUAAUAAACUCUGAAUAAAAGGUU
Molecule: messenger RNA, 2575 nt
Organism: Neoarius graeffei (lesser salmon catfish)
Lineage: Eukaryota; Metazoa; Chordata; Actinopteri; Siluriformes; Ariidae
Gene: slc44a1a
Product: solute carrier family 44 member 1a
Exons: 16
Coding region: 260-2221 (653 amino acids)
Biological process (GO): transmembrane transport
Cellular component (GO): membrane
Molecular function (GO): transmembrane transporter activity
Source: RefSeq, a predicted model, not a curated record